CAAAGCUCAGUAAUACUGCAGGGGAAAAAAAAAAAAAAAAAAAGAAAAAAAAAGGCCUUUAUACUAUCACUGCUCCGGAGCAGCAAGGGAAGAAGCACCGCAGGGGUUACAUAUGGGCCCUCAUUCCAGCGCUGGAAACCCGACCGCUUGCUUUCAUCCCUAGCUCUUCCGGGGAGCUCAGCCACACGCUGUAUUUCUUAUUUCUUUGUGAAACUGCUUGUGGAACGGGGUGUGACAACGCGCAGAUCUGCCCCUACAGAUCUGCCUCAGCGAAGCCGUUACUUAGGCGCGGCGGGCGCGCCGCCCUCAGCCCACUCGGCCCAAACUCUCAGCAGCAGCAACAAUGGCGCCGGGCAGCGCGCGCCCCGCCUCAAGCAUGGAUGCGCCGCAGGCCGCGGCCCGCCCCUCAGCAGCAGCCAACACCGCCCCCCGGCCGCAACCCGCGCUCGGGACCACAUCCAACGCCCUCCUAUUGGCGGGAGCAGCUGCCAGUCAUCGCGACUCUCCGCCAAUAUUAGUGCGGCGGCAAGGCCCGCCUCUCAAGGGAGAGCCAAUCAGCGCCCGCCUAGUCCCCGGAGCGGGAGAAGCCGGAAGGCCUAGCCGGGGCCGAGGGCCCGCGGGGCACGGGCGCCCCGGGACCGUCGCGGGCGGCCGUGAAUCGCGUGAGCGUCCCGCGGGCGCGCCCAAGAGGAAGUGUGCUGUCAGCAUCGGAUGUGCAAUUAUGUCCACUCAGUACUCCCUGCUGCUUUAAAACCUCCAUGCCAAGUCUGGUCUACUGUGUUCAAGUUCAUGUUUUUGUAAGUUUGCAAAAACCAGCUGACUAGUGAAGUUAGGGAGAUCACUGUAGUUUGAACGCCAUAGGAAAGACGUUUUGAAUUUUUUUAACCAAAUAUUUUCUUUUACAUUAUUUUGAAUUUUGGGAAGAAGUUUUAAGAAACUGUGUGUUUAUCAGCUUUAAAAACCACAGUGACUUGAGUUCUGGAGAAUUAUGAGAAUCACUCCUUACAAGACUGCAUAGUGUCUUAGUGUUUAAGUAACAGUCAACAUCACAUUUUUUGCUGUUAUCACAGCAUAAAAAUACAGCAGACACUGUAUUUUUAUACAGUAUUUUAUAUAUUUUAUUUUAUUUAUUAUACAGUAUUUUAUACAGUAUAUUUAUACUGUAUUUUAUACAGGCCAGUAUUUGGCUGGAAAACCUCUAAUUUUUAUAUGGGUAUGCAAUGUGCAUCAUGAGUAGAAAUAAAAUGCACACAUUUGUCAUAUAUACUGUAUAUAUAUUACAUCUUCAGAUAUAAAGAUUUUCACAAAAAAGCUUCUAUAAUCUGAUUUGCAAUUUUUUUUUUCUUUUAAUAAGCCACAAUGAACCUUGUGCAUUAAAACAUGAAACCUGAUGAUUUUUCUAGUCUUUUUCAUAAUUCCUGGAAAUCUACAGUCUGGAAAGCAUAGAAGCUAAAGUGGUGGGAGUAUUUACCUAUUUCACUAUCAAUUCAUAUAAUUUGAGAUUACUUCUACUUUAAGACCAUGUAAUCUUCCUAUAAAACUGCACAAUUAUGGAAUAUAUUACUGCUGAAGGGAGAGAACAUCUGACCAAUAUGUUCAUAAAAUGUUAACCAUAGAUGAAAAUACAGUUCAAAAUCUGGAAAAAUCUGGGGAAAACAUCCCACAUGUAAUACAAGUAACACCGAGAUCACUAUAAAGUGAGAAAGCAGACAACCUGGACAUAAUUAUUCUCAGCAUUUAGGGAAUGUUUCUUCCUUCAAUAACUGUUUUUUUCCUGGCACAGCCUUCCAUCCGUGCAUGCAAGACCAUUGCAACACAUAGCACACUUUAACUGUGUUGAUUACAGUGGUUUAAGUACAACUCCCUUUGCAGACACGUAGAUGGAGCCUUCACCAAAGCACAUGUGCUGCUGAAAGAGCACCCAGCCUCUCCUCAUGCAUGAUCUACACUGCAAGCCUCAGACAGGUGCCUGAGCUGCUGAGAGAUCAACGACUUGCCUGAAAGAUGGAGACUGAAUCCCAGCAUGAGAUUUCUAGGGAACUAGAUGUCUGAAAUCCUGCAGGAU
Molecule: messenger RNA, 2065 nt
Organism: Lagopus muta (rock ptarmigan)
Lineage: Eukaryota; Metazoa; Chordata; Aves; Galliformes; Phasianidae
Product: translation initiation factor IF-2-like
Exons: 2
Coding region: 344-751 (135 amino acids)
Source: RefSeq, a predicted model, not a curated record